Messenger RNA from Chara braunii, 1340 nucleotides. Lineage: Eukaryota; Viridiplantae; Streptophyta; Charophyceae; Charales; Characeae. The record is from the annotation of a GenBank genome assembly.
UAAAGAUGAGGAUGUCAUCAAGGUACACGACGACGCAGACUUCGAGGAGGUCACGAAAGAUAUGAUUCAUGGUGGACUGAAAUGUGGCGGGGGCAUUGGUGAGGCCGAAAGGCAUUGCGAGGAACUCUUAAGUGCCCGAACGGAGAGUGGGAUGUCGUCUUAUGGGUGUCCUCAUCGCGGAUACGGAGCUGGUGGAAGCCACUGCGAAGGUCAAUUCUGGUGAAAUAUUUGGCUCCACGAAGUCGAUCAAGGAGCUCGAAGAUCCGAGGGCCCGGAACUUAGUUGUAGACUUACCAAGGGUGGCAGCGAUGAAUUUGAGGUGGAAACGGGAUGAGUUGGCGGUGGUGAUAAUGGUGUUGAGGCGGCGUUGUUUGUUGCCUAACUGGACAAGCCGAUCGAGUCGAGCUUGUUCCUCGACAACAGCGGAGAAGGUGACAGAGGAUGGAUUUGGAAGGAGGGUGGAGGAGCACAAAGCAGUGGGGGGCAUCUCAAGGGAUGAAGGUUGCAACGCCUCGGGGUCAUCCGAUGGAGAGGGUGUCAUCGGGGAGGGGGGAGGCAGACAGAUUGUCGAUGCCAAAUGGGCCGUCAGUGGGAGGGGGAUGUUACCGGCGGGUUGGCCGACAGACGAGUUGUCGAUGCCGGGACGAGGUCCAGGGGACUGUGUUCAGGACAAGGAGGGACCCGCGCCUGCGGAGGGGGGUGACGCGAAGGUUGCGGGUCGAUGGGUUGUCGUCUUGGGCGAGGGGGGAGGUGGAGCGACCGUGGUGGAGGUAGUGGUGGAUGAGGGUGGGGAUGUACAGGUGGAUAGUGUUGGUGUGGAGGUUGAAGCGGAGGCUUGUCCGGAGGAGGGGGUGGUUUGGGGUGUGGAGGAGGGGGGUGUGGUCGUGGUGACCACCGUGAUGGCGGGGGAGUUUCUCUCGAGCAUGGUGACACGAGCGGAGAUGGCGGCCAUUGUGGUGUUGAUGGUGGCGAGGGAGGAUUUGAGGGCGGUCAAUGUUUGGAGGAUAGUUGCGACUUUCAGGAUGGUGGUGGUCGAAGUUGGCUGAUUGCCUGCGAGUUCGUGGGCAAUGCUGUUGACGGAGUCAGAGUGAAGAUCAGACAUGUUGAUGGAAGAUUGGGCCAUGGUGGAGGAAGAGGGGGUGGAUGACGUGGCCGGAGCGGAAGUGGAGGCGGUAGCAACGGAUGUGAUAGAGGCAGCGGUGGCGGCGCCAGCGGCGUCGGCGGCAACGCGUUGGGAGUUCUUGGUUUGGCAUGGUGGCAUGUGGAGAUGCGGGGAACAAUUCCUAUUUACAAGAAUAGAGAGUCAUCAAGUGAUUUAGCAAUGAAGGUAGCAUAAUUAA